Cladophialophora yegresii CBS 114405 is the source of this 2757-nucleotide messenger RNA. RefSeq lists its product as uncharacterized. NCBI's taxonomy places the organism in Eukaryota, Fungi, Ascomycota, Eurotiomycetes, Chaetothyriales, Herpotrichiellaceae. Gene Ontology annotation, cellular component: cytoplasm. Gene Ontology annotation, molecular function: ethanolamine kinase activity; choline kinase activity. Gene Ontology annotation, biological process: phosphatidylcholine biosynthetic process; phosphatidylethanolamine biosynthetic process. The record is from RefSeq and is a predicted model, not a curated record. The transcript has a single exon. The coding region runs from base 1 to 2757 and encodes 918 amino acids.
AUGGGGCCGAUGUUUGCUUUUUAUGCAUCAUCUGCUAAGCAUUACACAUUGAAAGAACAAGAACACAAUCUGACAUGUUCUUAUAACACAGGUGUGACCAUCUUCGACGAGCCAGAACAUAUCCCCGAGUCAAAUGCCAAAGCCCCGGCAGACGAUAAGAAUCCAGGGUUCGGCUACUCUCUCACGUCCACUGGCUCCCAUAGCCCCAGAAUUCACCGUGCCAGUAUUUCAGGCAAGAAGUUGACCGGCAGACCAGCGGUGAACCAGACCCAUUCUUACACUUCCUCACCUGGAGCUCCGCUCACCAAGGCCAUGUCGUAUUUCAGUCUAGACGACGAUACUGCUACCCGGCCAUCGUCGAUGGCAGGUGGAGGGAGCAUUACCCCAGGUACGACGCCCGCAGAAAGCAAGACUCCAGAUCUGCGAGGCGUCCUUUCUCAAGUCGCCGAAUGGCUCCAGGAGGAGAAGUCAAAAAGGCACAAAUGGGGCCGUCACCGACAUAGCCAUCACCGUGAUCAGCACCUCCAGACUCCCGAAAUCCAGCCCGGUGAGACGAAGACGUACGACACUGCGCCCGACCAGGAAGGAGACCUCUCCUUGGCAAAGCUAGAGAGUAUUCUACAGGGUUUCAGUGGUGACGCCUCCAGACUUCUGAGAAAGACCUCGACCGCCGGUUUGAGAAGAGGCUCGAUAGCGUCGAAGUUCAAGCAGGCUCGCUCGGUGCCUGCUCAAUCGUCGGAUACAGAGUUCUUUGGCGAGGACAUAUUAGUCCCCAACGUCGAAGCAAAGCUAGACAACACCAAGACGAUGGCUUUCACAGGUGGAGCCACCGAUAGCGACGCCACUGACAAGGCCAAGAGGAAGGAGUACGACCACUGGGUUACUUUCAAGCAAGACAUCUUGAGAUUAACGCACACACUCAAAAUCAAGGGUUGGCGCCGCAUUCCUCUUGAACGCGCUGCCGAACUCGACGUAGCCAGAUUGAGCGGGGCUCUCACCAAUGCUGUCUACGUCGUUCACCCCCCUAAGGAUUUGCCCGAGCUCGACAGGUCCAAGCAGUCUGAUCCUUCUUCCGCGCCAGCUGGUACCGUCUCGAAAAGGCGUCCUUCAUCGCUACUUCUGCGCAUCUACGGCCCACAAGUUGAGCAUCUGAUAGAUCGUGACGCUGAGCUCAAUAUUCUCCGCCGCCUGGCUCGGAAACGAAUUGGCCCUCGUCUCCUGGGUUCAUUCGAUAACGGUCGCUUCGAAGAGUUCCUGCAAGCGAAGACUCUGACGGCUGAAGACCUGCGAAUCCCGGAGACAUCGAAACAGAUCGCUAAGCGUAUGCGCGAACUCCACGACGGGAUUGAACUGCUCGAGUCCGAACUCGCCUCUGGACCGGCCACCUUUGUGAAUUGGGACAAAUGGGUCGAUCGAUGCGGGAAGGUGAUUACGUGGCUCGACGCGCAAAUCCAUCAAGCAGAGGAGGAACUUGCAGCUGGCACCUCAAGACGCAACUUUUUAGUCAAUCCCCGUUACGUGCGGAGGGGACACAUCUGUGGUGUGGAGUGGCCCGUCUUCCGACGCACCUACGACGCGUACCGAAAAAGACUCAUCACAGAGAGCGGCGGCCCUGAUGGAAUCCGUAAACAGCUUGUCUUUGCACACAACGACACCCAGUACGGCAAUCUCAUGCGGCUUCAACCCUCUGGGACCUCCCCGCUCUUGCAACCCUCGAAUCACCACAAACAACUUGUGGUCAUUGAUUUUGAAUACGCAGCUCAGAAUUUGGCUGGACUAGAAUUUGCAAACCACUUCACCGAGUGGUGCUACAACUACCACAACACCCCGGAUAAGUCAUUCGUAUGCGACACAAGGAGAUAUCCUACCGAGCAGGAACAAUACCGGUUCGUGAGGAGCUACGUCAUGCACCGUCCACAAUUCAACCCAUCGGCGAGUGCGACGCCCAAGAUGGAAGCUAGGGAAAAGACGAACAUCAGCGAUUUCAUGCUCGAUGCGAGGACUCCCAGUGGUGCGGGCGGGUCAUCAACCGGCUACGUAGGUGGAGCUGGCGCGGUUUUCGACUACGACAAAGAAGAGUCGGAGCGAGAGAAGGCUCAAGAGGAGGAGAUCCAGCGACUAUUGCAGCAAGCCAGAGUAUGGAGAUUAGCGAACUCGGCCAUGUGGGUUGCCUGGGGGAUCGUGCAGGCGAAAGUGCCCGAGCUGGACGCGAUGGAAGAGAAAGAGAAGAUGGCGACGAAAGUAGGCCACGCGAUGAAUGAAGGUAGAAAGGGUCUCGCCGACAAGGUGUCUACUGGGGAGAAGAGGGUCGUGGACAAGGUCAAGAAAAUGGUCGCCGACCACGGUUACAAGAGCGGGCAACGGCCCCUACCCAUGUCGGACCCUCUCACGGAAGAAGAAAAAGAACUGCAGCUGGCGAGCCGUUGGGAUCGGCCCGAAGGGAGCGCACAAGAGGCGGCACAUCGGGAAGGAGACCGUGGUGUCGAAACUGCUCUCGAACACGCAAUCACCAUCGACGGCGAGGACGACAAACCUGGACUUGAUGGCCUCCCUCUUAGCCAGCCUGAAAUUGAGCCCAGCGCUGCUGAUGAUCCCUCGGACACUCAAGAGCAAGAAGGCACCGAGGAGUUCGACUACCUCGCCUAUGCGCAAGAACGCGCCAUGUUCUUCUGGGGGGAUUGUAUCCAGAUGGGCCUGAUCAAGAAGGAGGAGCUGCCCAAGGAGGUGAUCGAAAAGGUCAAGAUCGUGCCCUGGUGA